Messenger RNA from Ruditapes philippinarum (Manila clam), 2396 nucleotides. Its product is annotated as glutaminase kidney isoform, mitochondrial-like. Lineage: Eukaryota; Metazoa; Mollusca; Bivalvia; Venerida; Veneridae. The coding region runs from base 172 to 1959 and encodes 595 amino acids. The transcript is spliced from 16 exons. Gene Ontology annotation, biological process: L-glutamine catabolic process. The record is from RefSeq and is a predicted model, not a curated record. Gene Ontology annotation, molecular function: protein binding; glutaminase activity.
GUGAAAAAAUAAUAAGACAAGAUAAUUUCAAAUUGUUUUAGGGUUGAUAUUUGAAAAAAUGCGUUUAGUUUGAACUUGAUUAAGUUUCAUUUUACAAACGUUGUUUUAUAAAAAUCAUAUGCUGUAUAUUCACGUAUAUAAGUGCCGGAUAUAAUAUCACGAGUUGGUCUGAUGGCCGCAGCGGGCUCGGACUCGGGUCAAGCCUUCCGACGUCUCACAAGGAUCGGCAGUAUAACUCUAGAUCGCCCACCAUUACUUGACCUGCAGAAAAUACUAGGAGAAAAAUUCGAUGGUGAGUUGCUGCACUCGAACGUGGAAGACUUCGAGGACAAAUUGUUUGACUUCCUGUGUGACUCACGACAACUUGUUAGUAUAGACAAGUUUAAAAAGAUAUUGAACGAGACCGGUUUACGAAAUGAUGAUCCCAGAUUAAAAGAGAUGCAAGACAAUUUUCACGAUGUGGAACAAAAACAGCUGCACGAUGAGCACGAGCUACGUGGUGCUAUUACACGAGAAACAUUCAAAGAUUGUGUGACAGACAAUAUUUUGCUGAUAUCACGUGCAUUUAAGAAUCAAUUUAUUAUACCAGAAUGGCGAUCAUUUACAGAACAUAUCCAAGAAAUGUAUGAAGAAUGUAAAUCUAACACAAGUGGAACUCCUGCCUCAUACAUACCACAACUUGCCCGAGUAGAUCCAAAGUACUGGGGUGUAACUGUGUGUACCAUAGACGGGCAAAGAUUUUCACUCGGUGACACCAAAGUACCUUUCAGUUUACAAUCCAUCGUUAAACCAUUAUCAUAUGCCCUGGUUCUCAACGACUUGACGCCAGAAAUUGUGCAUAAACAUGUCGGCCAGGAACCAAGCGGCAAAUCUUUUAAUGAACUCACGCUCGAUUAUGAACAUAAACCACAUAACCCAAUGAUCAAUGCUGGUGCUAUAGUUGUAUCUUCUCUACUUAAGAAAGAGAUGAAUAUUGCAGACAGAUUCGACUUCCAACCACCAAUAGAAGAACAGCGGAAAGUUACCCUACAAAAGACAAUGGAUCAAAUGAAGCGUCUGACUGGAGGAGAAUACUUGGCUUUCAACAAUUCAGUGUAUUUAUCAGAGAGGGCGACGGCAGAUAGAAACUUUGCCUUAGGAUAUUAUAUGAGAGAAAACAAGUGUUUUCCCGAGGGCGUUGAUUUACAUGAGGUGCUAGAGUUUUAUUUCCAGUUGUGUUCAAUCGAAGUAACAGCGGAGUCGGGGUCCGUUAUAGCAGCAACUUUAGCUAAUGGAGGGAUCUGUCCAAUGACUGGAGAGAAAAUAUUGUCAGCUGAGGCUGUGAGGAACACUCUCUCCCUCAUGCACUCGUGCGGCAUGUACGACUACUCGGGUCAGUUUGCGUUCAAGGUCGGCCUUCCUGCAAAAUCUGGCGUAGCGGGUGGGGUAAUGUUAGUUGUACCAAACGUGAUGGGAAUAUUCCUCUGGUCUCCACCGCUAGACAAGUGGGGAAACAGUUGUAAAGGUGUUCAGUUCUGUGAGAGCCUGGUUGCAAAGUUCAAUUUUCACAACUAUGACAACUUGAAACAUACCCAGAAGAAGAUUGACCCCCGGGGACGGGCGACGGAAUCUAAGGCACAGGAUGUUGUCAAUCUUCUGUUUAGCGCAUACAAUGGUGACGUCACGGCCAUGAGAAGGUAUUCUUUACUUGGAAUGGACAUGUCACUUGCCGAUUAUGACGGAAGAACAGCGCUUCAUCUUGCCGCCGCGGAGGGCCACGAGGUGAUCGUUAGAUUUCUGUUGGAAAAAUGUAAUGUGUCACCAUACGCUGAAGAUAGAUGGAACUGUACACCAUUGGAAGAUGCGAGAAAAUUUGGCAAUACAGACAUAGUCGCCAUUUUGGAAAAGGCGAUGUCGUCACAUCCGGAACGUGAUGUUUAUCAAAUCAACAAAAGCUUCAAGAGCCUUAACUCGGACUGAAAUGUGUUAUUGUAAUCCAGACAUAGGGAGGCAAUUUAAAGACGACUUUUUAAAGAGAUAUAUGUAUAUAUUAUGAUACAAAAUCAACGUCAUUUACCAGCAUUAACUGCGAACUGUUUAAGCUUUUCGAGCCCGGUAGUGUUGUUGUCAAAUUAUCUCACUUCUUGCUUGUAUUUAACUAUGAUGAUAUAUGAUACUAUAUAUUUUAUUAUUGUCUAUUUGUAAAAUAUGAUUGAUACUUUAGUGCUAUAUUUUAUUUAUAUACAUGAUGUUUGCAUAAUGAUAAUGAAGCAUGUUUUAUCAGCAGAUGUAUAAAUGUUCAGAUAUAUAUACUAGUAAUGUACAUGUUUCAUUUUAACCUAGACCCUUGCAUAGGACCAGACCAGCUUCCACAACUGUGAAGUCUGACUAGACUGUACACCGAUGGUUGAUUUAUC